AUGGGCGACGACCCCAUCAAUCAGGAGAACCCCGCAGGCGACGACGGCAUCAACCAGGAGAACCCCGUGGGCGACGCCCACAUCAACCAGGAGAACCCCACGGGCGACGACAACAUCAACCAGGAGAACCCCGCGGGCGACGCCCGCAUCAACCAGGAGAACCCCGAGAACCCCGCGGGAGACGACAGCAUCAACCAGGAGAACCCCGCGGGCGAUGACGGCAUCAACCAGGAGAACCCCGCGGGGGAUGCCCACAUCAACCAGGAGAACCCCGCGAGCGACGACGGCAUCAACCAAGAGAACCCGCAGGCGACAGCGGCAUCAAACAGGAGAACCCUGCGGGCGACGCCCACAUCAACCAGGACAACCCCGGGCGACGACGACAUCAACCAGGAGAACCCCGCGGGCGACAACCACAUCAACGAAAAGAACCUCGCAGGCGACGACGGUAUCGACCAGGAGAACCCCGCAGGCGACGCCCACAUCAACGAGGAGAACCCCGCAGGCGACGACGGCAUCAACCAGGAAAACCCCGCGAGCGACGCCCCAAUCAACCAGGAGAACCCCGCGGGCGAUGACGGCAUCAACCAGCAGAACCCCGCGGGCGACACCCACAUAAACCAUGAGAACCCCGCGGGCGACGACGGCAUCAACCAGAAGAACCCCGCCGGCGACGCCCCAUCAGCCAGGAGAACCCCGCGGGAGAACCCCGCGGGCGACGACGGCAUCAACCAGGAGAACCCCGCGGGCGACUCCCACAUCAACCAGGCGAACCCUACGGGCGACGACGACAUCAACCAGGAGAACCUCGCGGGCGACGGCGGCAUCAGCCAGGAGAACCCCGCGGGCGACACCCACAUCAACCAGGACAACCCCGCGGGAGCCGACGGCAUCAACCAGGAGAACCCCACGGGCGACGACCACAUCAAUCAGGAGAACCCCGCGGGCGACGACGGCAUCAAUCAGGAGAACCCCGCGGGCGACACCUACAUCAAGCAGGAGAACCCCGCAGACGACGACGGCAUCAACCAGGAGAACCCCGCGGGCGACGCCCCCAUCAACUAG
Molecule: messenger RNA, 1065 nt
Organism: Aegilops tauschii subsp. strangulata
Lineage: Eukaryota; Viridiplantae; Streptophyta; Magnoliopsida; Poales; Poaceae
Source: RefSeq, a predicted model, not a curated record